Molecule: messenger RNA, 2180 nt
Organism: Cynoglossus semilaevis (tongue sole)
Lineage: Eukaryota; Metazoa; Chordata; Actinopteri; Pleuronectiformes; Cynoglossidae
Product: neurexophilin-4-like
Exons: 2
Coding region: 290-1189 (299 amino acids)
Molecular function (GO): signaling receptor binding
Source: RefSeq, a predicted model, not a curated record
GGAUAGCUGCUAAACAGUUAAGAGAGAGAGAGAGAGAAAGAGAGAGAGAGAGAGCGAGAGAGAGAGUAAGAGGCGGUGGAGGGAGAGAUCCUCUUAUGCUGAAGGAGCACGGAGGAACAGUUAGACUCACUCCGUGUUUCUGGAUUGUUCAUGGUCAUGUUCACUCUCCACUUAUGAUAAGAGUGCAGAACAUUUGCCGCUCUUUAAUUUGGACUAAUUUGCAGGUCUUUGACUUCAUCAGGUUUUUGGGUCUUCUCUGCAUGUGAACUGUUGCUGUGGCUGCAUUAAAAUGAAGGUGCUGUGUUUGAACUUUGCCAUCAGCUGUCUGUGGAUUCUGCCUUCAGCGGUUCAGGAAACAGCCAAUCCCUUGGACUUUGACAGUCAGCAGUGGAUGGAGGAUGAGGGAGGAAGAGAGGGAGCAGUGGGAGCUGCAUUGAAGGUUAAACACAUCUCUAAGGAUUUGCAAAUCAUCUCCACCAAACAUAAAACUCCUGCUUAUGGUUCACUUGGUCCAUAUGGUUGGCCACAAAAUGUCUCCCAAGCCAUGGAACAGUAUCAGUAUCGAGCUGCUUCCAAAUCCAAAUCUCCGGCAAAGACCUCACCAAAGGCCAAAAAAAUCCUGGGUUGGGGUGAUUUCUACUUCAAUGUGAAGACACUGAAAUUCAGCCUCCUGGUGACCGGUAAAAUUGUAGACCACAUCAAUGGGACGUUUAGCGUCUACUUCAGGCACAACUCAUCCCGUUUGGGAAACAUAUCCGUCAGCAUCGUCCCGCCCUCCAAAGCUGUGGGAUGGGAGGUUCUGUAUCCUGCGUCUCAAAGUGUGCACCCCAAAAACUCCGUCUUGGUUUCUAAUGUCACGCCUCAUUUUCAGAGCCCCCCUCACUCCACCAGCUCCACCCAUCCUGACCUGCAGAAGCAGCAGCAGGACCUGACGAUGACCGAACUCAACUGCCGCAUUGAAUACCAGAGAACCAAUCGAUCCAAGAAGACCAAGCCCUGCAUGUAUAACCCGGGGGAGACCUGCUACUCAGAAAACACCCAGUCCCAGGCGGCCUGGAUCUGUGCCAAACCUUUCAAAGUUAUAUGCAUCUUCAUCGUCUUCACUGGCACUGAUUAUAGGCUCGUGCAGAAAAUCUGUCCAGACCACAACUUUCAGACGGAGAACCAGCAGCAGCAACACUUCGGAUGACAAAUUAUGUCGGAAGUGGACACUGAAAUAUCAGCACUGACACGUCAUACAUCCAAUCCUGACAAUUUUGCUGCCAUUAGCACACAUGUAAAGUAAACAGUGUGAUUUUACACAUCAUUUAUUGGUCCAUUCUCAUUUCUCUUUGUUAUCCCUGUUAUUUACUUGUUAACUUUUGAACAGAUCAAAUGUAAAGAAUGUAUCCUUGUGAAUUGGAAUGUCAUUCUGAACGUCAAGUGUUUUAUGAUCAGAGGUCCUUAUUUGACUUAAACAACAGUCAACAAACAUUGGAGUAUUUUAGCGUUUGAUUCGUUUAGCAGAACCGUGCUAUUCUUGGAAAUAUAUUUUAUCCCCACCCACACGGAGCAUUUUCCUGGAAAAAUCUAGAGUAGUACAUCCACCUCUGACCUGGGACAGGCCAACAGGAAGUACCAGGAUAUACUGCAGUUGACUUGGAGGGGAAAUGGUGAAUUGGUAGAUACCCAGUGUGGACCACACUGCAAUAACAAAUGUUGUCUUUCAUCAUUUAAUCAUUUCACCAAAGGAUGCAGUCAGUGAAACCAUUUCAUUCAUGUAAGUCUUUUGGCAGAAAAAAGUGGGAGGAAGAAAAAUGAAUAUUAAAUCAUUUUUCUGAUGCUUUUCUGAUCGUACAUCACUGGAAUAUAAUCAUUGUGUAUUCUGAAACUACAAUCAGCCAGUGAAAAGCAUUCUUAUAAACUGAUUGAUUUUGUUCUUCUCUAAGGCUGUCAAUUAACAUGUUUGCUUCGUCAGCAUGUCCAUGUGGGCUCCAUGUGUCAAAGGUUUGUUUAGGCUCCAAAUUAUAAAUCAGGAUGGCUAGACAAUUUUGGUGGAUAAUAAACUGAAGGUUACAACAAGAUAAAUAAAAACCGUAUGUUUAGACAUACAUGUUAAAAUUGUCUGUAUUCUUUGGAAACAUGGACUGGGAACAGAUUCACAGCAGCUAUUAUUAAUAAAAUAAUUAUUCUUCAAAGAC